This is a messenger RNA of Polistes canadensis, 1060 nucleotides long. RefSeq names its product box C/D snoRNA protein 1. The coding region runs from base 3 to 1040 and encodes 345 amino acids. The transcript has 7 exons. Gene Ontology annotation, cellular component: nucleus; pre-snoRNP complex. Lineage: Eukaryota; Metazoa; Arthropoda; Insecta; Hymenoptera; Vespidae. Gene Ontology annotation, biological process: box C/D snoRNP assembly; maturation of LSU-rRNA from tricistronic rRNA transcript (SSU-rRNA, 5.8S rRNA, LSU-rRNA); snoRNA localization. The record is from RefSeq and is a predicted model, not a curated record.
AUAUGGCGGCCCCCGAUGUAAAAUUAGAAAAAUGCGAAGUAUGUGAUGCAAACAAAGCAAAAUAUACUUGCCCAAAAUGUGAGGUUAGAACGUGUUGUCUUGCAUGUGUAAAUAUUCAUAAAAAAGAACUCGAAUGUGAUGGAAUUCGAGAUAGACUGAAAUUUAAAACAUUAGCAUCGUUUACUGAUUUAGAUUUGUUAAAUGAUUAUCGAUUACUUGAAGAAAUUGGCAGAUCUGUUGAUCAAUUAAAAAAUAAUCCAUUAAAAAGAUUUUCACGACACUCCGAGUUACCUUUGCAUUUAAACCGACUCAGAACAGGUGCUUAUAAUAGGAAAGUUAAUCUCUGUUUCAUGCCACAACAUUUUACUAAACAUAAAAAGAAUACAACAUUUUUAAAAUGGAAAACAAAUGAACUUUUUUGGAGAGUAGAGUGGAUAUUUCCACAAGCAGAAAAUAUAAUACAGAUCACAGAAAGAGCUUUAGAAACAGUUCGUUUGUCAACACUUUUAGAGCAAGUUUUGUAUCCUCUCAAUGCAACGGAGGAAAAAAGUAAUAUUGAAGAACUAAAUUUGAAAUUAAGUUUAAAUAAUAAAUUACAAUUUUAUCAAGCUGCCGGUUUUAGUGGAUUGAAAGUUCUUCUUAAAACUGAGAGGAUAGUGAAAUCUAGUAAUAGAUACCACGAGUUAGAUGUAUCACUUACACUGAAGGAAAAUUUAGAAAAUAAAACUGUGGUUGAAUUUCCGACAUUAUACGUAAUUUUGCAACAUCAUAUAGAUAUGUAUGAAAUUGUAGACACAGACGAUGAGGAAAUUUUUCCUAAGAAAAAAUUUCAACAAAAAAGUAAAUGGUCGCAUACAGACAAAGGCAAUAACAAAAAACAAAACACAAAUGAACCUGUAAAUUAUUUUUUUAAUACUAAUAUAGAGUCUGAUGAAGAAUUAGAUAUUGCGAGUAAUAAACAACAAGGUAGAGAACACGAAAGAAAAAAUUCUAGUUUUGAUAUACCUAAAUAUGAUGAACUGAUCAAUACAGUACAAUAGUAUAUUAAUAUAUUAUUAUU